AUGGCGAUGUCCACGUUUCAGAAGGUGACCCUGGCCACCUGCCUCGUGCUCUGCGUCGCGCUGCUGCUGCCCAAGAUGCUGUUAUCGCGAGGAAGGAAGGAUGCUGGCGAGCGGCCGGAGGGUGCAGGUCGCUUCCCACCGAUGAUGCACCGUCAGAUGGCUACGGAGAGCCGAGGCCAGAGAGCCGCAGGGUCCAGCUUCUCCAGGGCCCACAACCCUGAGGCCAUAGCCAGGGCCAAGGGAGCAGGAACAGGGGCAGGAGCUGGAGGCAAAUCCAACCUGGCAGGACAGAUCAUCCCUGUGUACGGCUUCGGGAUCUUACUCUACAUCCUCUACAUACUGUUUAAGAUCACAUCUAAGGGGAACAGCAAGCCGUCAGAGGGCAGGUUUCCUUCAGUUCGGUCAGAGAACAUGAAGAGAAAGAUCACGGACUUUGAGCUGGCUCAGCUGCAGGAGAAGCUGAGGGAGACGGAGCUGGUGAUGGAGAAUAUUGUUUCCAACGCCCACCACAGCCCUGACAGGGUGAAGGGGGUGACAGCGGAUCAGGAGGAGAGUCUCCUGCAGCAGCUGACGGAGAUAACUCGGGUGAUGCGAGAGGGCCAGUUGGUGGAGGCAAUGGCUCCAGAGAAGAAGCCCCAGGACGACUGGGAAGAUGAUCCUGAGGAGUCUCAUCCAUACUGGGAACCCUCCCACUGCAGCUGUCAACACGGUGAGCAGCAGGACAGUCCACAGAGAGAGACCACUGAGGCUGACAGGAUUGAAGGUGAUGGGACCAACCUGGUGGAUAACCGUUCUGAGGAUGUUACAGGAGGAGCAGAGGCUGAGGAAGCAGAAGAUCCGAGCAAAGAUACUGAGAAACAGUCUGAUUUUACAGCAGCGAGCGAAGAAGAUGUGGGACCGCAGAGUGAUUUAGGAGUAAAUGAGCCCGAGGAAAGGCAUGAACACAAGGAGGGAGCGGAUCAAAUAGAUCUGGGCAUCCCAGAGGAGGACCUGCCCGGAGUUCUGAAGGAGCUGGAGUUCACGCUGAAGAUGACAACCAUGAUGGAGCAGGAGCGGAUAGAGGACCUCAACAGGCCCACAGAAAUGUCCUCCGGCUCUGUCAGACGGAGGAACAAGAGGAAGAGGGCAAAGAAAGCUGUGCACUGAUUCCAACAUGGAGAACAUAAACUUGAGCCUGGGCCUGGAUGUGAGGACAGAUUCUGUUUUUUAUGUCUGUUCUCAUCAGAAUAGCUGCAGCAUGAAAGUUGGUGAUAGCAUGAAAAUGAAUCACCAGCCUUGUUUAUCUUUACUUGAAGUGUAGAAAUGUGUGUACAGGGUGGUUUUUAUAGCAUUAAUAUAAGCUUUGUUAAUAUGCUACAAACUAUGAAGUCUUAAAACAUGGAUCUUAUUUAUACAAUGCUCACUAUCUAAUACAGUAAUACAAGUCUGAGUAAUGCAGAAGCUCAUCAGGGUUUUGACGUAACUUUGUGAUAACAUAAAAAUGUUCGCAGGACUUUUCCACAUCAAACCUUGAUUUCUAAUAGUCCGAAGAAGUGUUUUGAUCUGCCAGAGGUGUUGAGUUACUCUUUUUAUGUGUCAGCAGAUAAUCCAACCUUAUUCACAUUAAGUGCUUCAAUUAGAAGUAGUUUUAAAAUGUAGAAAUAAAGAGUAAACAAGUAGAAUCAGACAAAAAAAUGGGAACACUUAUGCAAUUGAUGGAUGAUGGGUUAUUAAUAUUUAGAAUACUGGAUUUCAAAGGGAUGGUUGUGCCUUUUCUCACCUUUGUCAGCCAUAAAACACUACAAAACCCAAUCAAACUGCUGUCAUGGCAAACUUCAUCUGAUUUUACAUCCAAGAUGAGAGUUUUUGGAGACUGGGCUCCGAGGAGCCCUUUCACACCCUUAGCGUUAACAGUUGAAGUAAAAAAGCUGUAUUUAAUUUAAGAAAAGGUGUCAAUACUUGUUGUACAUCAAUAGCUUCCUUCCUGUUCUCUGAUCAGUGCUGACAGAAAAAUCUCUUCUGUAACAGUCAUUUUAAGUUGCUGUCAGAAAAGCACAUCAGUGAUUGAAAUACUGUGAAUAAAUUAAAUACAUUUUUCUUCCAGUUUC
Stegastes partitus (bicolor damselfish) is the source of this 2087-nucleotide messenger RNA. RefSeq names its product RIC3 acetylcholine receptor chaperone b (gene ric3b). Gene Ontology annotation, cellular component: intracellular membrane-bounded organelle; neuronal cell body; neuron projection. NCBI's taxonomy places the organism in Eukaryota, Metazoa, Chordata, Actinopteri, Pomacentridae. The record is from RefSeq and is a predicted model, not a curated record. Bases 1 to 1146 code for a protein of 381 amino acids. Gene Ontology annotation, biological process: protein localization to cell surface; synaptic transmission, cholinergic. The transcript has 6 exons.